UUGUCAAAUAACAAAUGUCACUUGUCAAAUGUCAACGUGAACGCACAGUUGAAACGUGUCUUGUCGAUGUUGUGAGAUUGCUGAUUUUUUCACUAUAGUCAUAAAAUGUGUAGUUUAAACUAAUAUAUUUAUACAUUUUUGUCAAUAAAUCUAAUGUAUAUUGUCUCUGUGCUACUAUAAAAAUCUUCGAAAUGGUUCUACUGAGUAACGACGAAUUUCUAGCUGAACUCACCAAGUUAUUCCAAAAAGCACGGCCCGCCGGUUCUGUAACUAUGACAAUGAAACGAUAUGACGGAAGAAAUAAACCGAAUCCACGGGACGGGACUCCAGCAGUAAAAGAUCCUGAAUACAAAUGUUUGAUCAGAGCACAAUCUAGAAGUAAGAAGAUAUCUACAGUCAUAGAGCAAAGAGAUGUUGAGCAAUUCAGUACUGCCUACUCUAACCUACUAAAGACUAGCAUCAACGGACUGAAACGAUUGAAGAAGCAGAAGAAAAAAGGCGAUGGCAACCCAAUAGUGCUAGGCAGUUGCGGAUAUGUGUCAAGAGACUGAUUGAAAUGUACAUAAAGUGUUUGUGAACAUAAUGUGACUUGUUUAUGAUACCACUAUGUUAUCCUAGCUGUGAGACAAGGUCCAUUGAACUGUGCUCUUCUCUCGCGAGUGAGGUUGAAGAGUUGGAGCCUUGACUGCCAUUGCUAGUGGAGGCUCAGUUUACUCAUUGACCAUAUGUCCUAUGCAUUUUAUAUUCAACAAAUUUGUGUACAACAAUUGUGCAAAUAAAUACAUGAAUGGAG
Messenger RNA from Manduca sexta (tobacco hornworm), 793 nucleotides. It is a transcript of the gene Srp14, whose product is annotated as signal recognition particle 14 kDa protein. Gene Ontology annotation, cellular component: signal recognition particle, endoplasmic reticulum targeting. The record is from RefSeq and is a predicted model, not a curated record. Gene Ontology annotation, biological process: SRP-dependent cotranslational protein targeting to membrane. Lineage: Eukaryota; Metazoa; Arthropoda; Insecta; Lepidoptera; Sphingidae. Gene Ontology annotation, molecular function: 7S RNA binding; endoplasmic reticulum signal sequence receptor activity. Bases 192 to 551 code for a protein of 119 amino acids. The transcript has 3 exons.